AAUCUUUAAUAAAAAAGGACACAUAGUAUAAGUUCAAUAAUUUUGAAGAUACAGCAAAAGUUCACUUCAUUUUGGCCACUAUAAUUUGUCUCGCACAAAUUUUUGUCCCUUCGCCCCAACCUUGCCUUGACAUCUUUCCUGCAAAAUAAAAUCAACUUGCCUGUACCUCUGAUCGUGGAAGUGUGGGUGACAGGUCAAAAAAUGUACAGAGAAAAAAAAAAAAAAAAAAAAAAGCACGCGCAAAGUGGGCUUAAAACAUUAAAGGAAGAAUGAAGAUAAGACGUAAAGAGUGGAAGUGACUGUCACUUGACUUAAUCAUGCACCAUUAUAGAAAAUGGCAGCAAACCAAUGCCAUGAUUAACACCAUGACCAAUCCCAAUGUAAGUCUUCCACUCCCUCCCCAUGCAUAUAUCUUCCUCUCUUCCCUCUUCCCUCUUCCCGUUUUAUGUGUACCUCCCAAGUGUCUCCCCCUGGCAUGUGCAGCAUUAAUGGUUAUCGGAAACUUUCCAUGGCCAAUUUUGUUUGUUAUCUUUCUAUGCAUAUGUGCCAAAGUCAAAUCUUCCAAUGGAGCAGAUACCAUCUCCAUUGGAAACUCUCUGUCUGGGGACCAGACCAUUGUCUCUGCCCGUGGAGAGUUUGAGCUUGGUUUCUUCAAACCAGGUAACUCUUCAUACUACUACAUAGGCAUCUGGUUCAAGCAGGUUUCUGUCCAAACAGUAGUCUGGGUUGCAAACAGGGAUAAACCUGUCUCUGAUAAAUACAAAUCAGAACUCAAGAUCACAAAUGGUAAUUUGGUUCUUUUCGAUGAGUCUCACAUCCCAGUAUGGUCAACAAAUGUCCAACCCACCAGUUCAGAUUCUACAAAAGCAGUUCUUUUUGACACCGGAAAUCUUGAACUGAGAGAUGGGGUUCACUCAUCUGAAACAAUGUGGCAAAGUUUUGAUCAUCCAACAGAUAAAAUGCUGCCUGGCAUGAAGGUCGGAUUGGACAAGCGUACCAAAAAGAUGAGGCAUCUUACUUCAUGGAGAAGUCCAGCAGAUCCAGCCACCGGAAUCUUCUCCGUAGGACUCGACCCAGCAAUGACCAGUCAGUACAUCAUAUCGUGGAAUAGGUCAGUGAAGUAUUGGGCUAGUGGAAAGUGGGAUGGUUUUAAGUAUGCAUCUGCUCCUGAAAUGAGAACAAACUAUAUGUUCACUGACAUAGUAUUUGGUUACAACCAUACUGAUAAUGGAAAUGAGACCUAUUUCACAUUUUGGUGUUACAAAAACUCCACAAAACUAAAAGCUAUGUUUGCAAUGGAUGCGUACGGAUUUCUUCAAAAGUUGACCUGGAUGGACUCUGACCAGCAGUGGUUUGUGUUUUGGUCCCGACCCACACAACAGUGUGAGGUAUAUGGCCUCUGCGGGCCUUUCGGGACUUGCAAUCAGAAGACCGAAGAUUUUUGCAGCUGUUUGCCAGGUUUCACGCCAAGCUCUCAAAAAGAUUGGGAACUGAAAGUUUGGUCUGAUGGCUGCCAAAGAAAAGCUAAUUUGCAGUUCAGCAACGACACUUCUAAUGAAGGGAAGGAUUGGUUUUUACCAAUGCCUAACAUGAGAUUGCCUGCGAAUCCGCAAUUAUUGCAGGUUAGUAGCGCCGGGGAAUGCCAAUUGGCAUGCUUAAACAACAACUCGUGCACUGCUUAUGCUUUUGACACAGAUGGGUGUUCGACUUGGAUGGGGAAUCUCUUAAACCUACAGCAACUAUCAGAAGAUGAUACAACCACUUCUGGACAAACGCUCCACAUCAGACUUGCUGCUUCCGAGUUCUCCAGUAAGCAUUGCAAGGGAACAGUAAUUAAAUUUGAAGUCGGCUCAUUUGCUGGAGCAGCAGCCCUCUUGGGCCUUCUUUUGGUUGCAGUGUUGAAAUGGAGAAGUUUCGGCAGAACAAGAAAGGUAGUGGAUGGUUUGUUGGUGCAUUUUCAGUACAGAGAUUUACAGAAUGCAACAAAAAAAUUUUCAGAAAAAUUGGGGGGAGGAGGUUUUGGUUCUGUUUUCAAGGGGAUAUUGCCAGAUUCAACAGUCAUAGCUGUGAAGAAGCUAGAAAGCAUCAGCCAAGGGGAGAAGCAAUUCCGAUCAGAAGUCAGUACGAUCGGAACAACCCAACAUGUUAAUCUUGUUCGGCUUCGUGGGUUUUGCUCUGAAGGUUCCAAAAGAUUGUUGGUCUACGAUUACAUGCCAAACCAUUCUUUAGCAUCCCAUCUUUUUCAUGAAAAGCAUUCGGAGGUUUUAACAUGGAGGACAAGGUACCAAAUUCUGUUGGGGACAGCUAGAGGAUUGACCUAUCUUCAUGAGAAGUGUAGAGACUGUAUUAUACACUGUGACAUAAAGCCGGAAAACAUUCUUCUAGAUGCUGAAUUCUGCGCAAAAAUAGCAGAUUUUGGCCUAGCAAAGCUUCUGGGGAGGGAGUUCAGCCGUGUACUGACCACCAUGAGAGGUACUAGAGGCUACCUUGCGCCAGAGUGGAUUUCUGGAGUACCCGUAUCUGCCAAAGCUGAUGUCUUUAGCUACGGCAUGAUGCUCUUUGAAUUGAUAUCGGGAAGGAGAAACUUUAUGCAAUCUGAAGAUUCGACAGUUGAAUUCUUCCCAAGUUGCGCUGCAAAACAAAUCACUGAUGGUGGUGAUGUGCUUUGCUUGUUAGACCAUAGGCUGGAGGGAACAGCUGAUGCAGAUCAGCUGUCCAGAGUUUGUAGAGUAGCAUGUUGGUGCAUCCAAGAUGAUGAAACUCACAGGCCUUCAAUGGGUCGGGUAGUUCAGAUCCUUGAGGGCAUUUUGGAUGUGAGCCUUCCUCCACUACCAAGAUGUGUUCAAGCAUUUACUGAAAAGCAAGAAAGCAUGGUUUUCUAUGCUGUGUCAUCCUCGAGCCAAAGAUCUCAAGCACGCAGAAAAGCAUCAACAGCUGAGAUAGGGAAUCACGUUGUGAACACGUCCGAGCUGAGACUUGAAGAAGGCAGUUGAGGAUGCAUUGGGAAACUUUUGAAUCUAGCCAAAUAACCUUUGUCUGUUUUUCUUAUCAUAGCAUCGUACCUUUAUUAUGUGGCCGCUAUUUUUCUAGCAUCAUAUUGUUGGUUGUUGAUCACGGCUUCGUUCUAUUUGUUAGCCGCGCUGCCAGGCAGCAUCUCUAGAGUGAUGCUCUUGUUCUGCUUUUGUUCUUAUAAUUGCCUGCUGUGCUUCUGUUGAAGUUAUUAAAUCUGGUUUUUGUUGA
This is a messenger RNA of Malania oleifera, 3240 nucleotides long. Its product is annotated as G-type lectin S-receptor-like serine/threonine-protein kinase At2g19130. Bases 318 to 2993 code for a protein of 891 amino acids. Lineage: Eukaryota; Viridiplantae; Streptophyta; Magnoliopsida; Santalales; Ximeniaceae. Gene Ontology annotation, molecular function: protein serine/threonine kinase activity; ATP binding. Gene Ontology annotation, biological process: recognition of pollen; protein phosphorylation. The transcript has a single exon. The record is from RefSeq and is a predicted model, not a curated record.